UCCUUUCUUCACCGGCAUUUAUUAUUACUAAACCAUUGCCACUGCUGAAAUUCAAAGAGUGGAAAUCCCUGCAUUCGUUGUUUGGUUAGCCCACAGAAACUUUACCUGCUUAAUAAAUAUUUGAAAAUUUCCCCAUACUUUCUCUCUCAGAUCUCUCUCUUUGCCAGUGUUUUUUACAGAGAAAAAAAGGUGUUAAAGUAAACUGAAAAAGAAGCGAAGUAGAGCAAAGAUGGGUGGUGAUGAAAAGAUCUUCACUUUAGCUCAAGUCUCUGAGCACAACAGCCCCAAAGAUUGCUGGCUUGUCAUCAAUGGCAAGGUUGACGUGACAAACCUUUUGGAAGACCACCCCGGUGGUGAUGAAGUGUUGUUAUCCGCAACAGGGAAGGAUGCCACUGAUGAUUUUGAGGAUGUUGGGCAUAGUGAUAGCGCUCGAGACUAUGUCGGAGAGAUCAAUGUCUCAACUAUCCCGAAGAAGAUAAAAUAUAAACCGGCAAACCAGCCACACUAUAAUCAAGACAAGACAUCCGAGUUCAUCAUCAAGCUCCUCCAGUUCUUAGUCCCCCUUGCCAUCUUGGGGUUAGCCGUCACCUCUACAUCAAAAUCAUCUUAAAUGUGAUUCUAGAUCGUGUUCUGAUGACCCAAAAGAACCUGGGUUUCAUUUAUGCCAAUCUUUU
Hibiscus syriacus is the source of this 674-nucleotide messenger RNA. RefSeq names its product cytochrome b5-like. Bases 230 to 610 code for a protein of 126 amino acids. Gene Ontology annotation, molecular function: heme binding. NCBI's taxonomy places the organism in Eukaryota, Viridiplantae, Streptophyta, Magnoliopsida, Malvales, Malvaceae. Gene Ontology annotation, cellular component: membrane; intracellular membrane-bounded organelle. The record is from RefSeq and is a predicted model, not a curated record. The transcript is spliced from 3 exons.